This is a messenger RNA of Crotalus tigris (Tiger rattlesnake), 1471 nucleotides long. RefSeq names its product proteasome 26S subunit, non-ATPase 4 (gene PSMD4). Gene Ontology annotation, molecular function: polyubiquitin modification-dependent protein binding. The coding region runs from base 134 to 1264 and encodes 376 amino acids. Gene Ontology annotation, biological process: proteasome-mediated ubiquitin-dependent protein catabolic process. Lineage: Eukaryota; Metazoa; Chordata; Lepidosauria; Squamata; Viperidae. Gene Ontology annotation, cellular component: cytosol; proteasome regulatory particle, base subcomplex; nucleus. The transcript is spliced from 10 exons. The record is from RefSeq and is a predicted model, not a curated record.
GGGAUGCCCCGCGCCCCGACCUGCCAAGAAGCGCGACGCUGAUUGGUGGCUUGGCAGCAGCCGGGCGGCCGGAGCGACAGAGGCCGCAGGAAGCGAGUCGGGGGCCGCCGGUGGGGCGAGCGGAGGCGCCGCGAUGGUGCUGGAGAGCACGAUGGUCUGCGUGGACAACAGCGAGUACAUGCGCAACGGGGACUUCCUGCCCACCCGCCUGCAGGCGCAGCAGGACGCCGUCAACAUCGUCUGCCACUCCAAGACCCGCUCCAACCCCGAGAACAACGUGGGGCUCAUCACGCUGGCCAACAACUGCGAGGUGCUGACCACGCUGACACCAGACACAGGCCGCAUCCUGUCCAAGCUGCAUUCGGUGCAGCCCAGAGGAAGGAUCACCUUUUGCACCGGCAUCCGAGUGGCUCACCUGGCUCUGAAGCACCGCCAGGGGAAGAACCACAAAAUGCGCAUCAUUGCCUUUGUUGGGAGUCCCGUGGAAGACAACGAGAAGGACCUGGUGAAACUGGCCAAGCGGCUAAAGAAGGAGAAGGUGAACGUGGACAUCAUCAACUUUGGAGAAGAGGAGGCCAACACGGACAAGCUGACGGCUUUCAUCAACACCCUGAAUGGCAAAGAUGGCACCGGCUCCCACCUGGUGACGGUGCCUCCUGGGCCGAGCUUGGCCGAUGCCCUCAUCAGCUCGCCCAUCUUGGCUGGAGAGGGAGGAGCCAUGCUGGGCCUGGGGGCAAGCGACUUUGAGUUUGGCGUGGAUCCCAGUGCUGACCCAGAGCUGGCACUGGCUCUCCGGGUGUCGAUGGAGGAACAGCGACAGCGUCAGGAGGAAGAGGCCCGGAGAGCAGCUGCUGCAUCAGCUGCCGAGGCCGGUAUUCCCUCCACGGGCGGGGAUGAUUCAGACGACACUCUGCUGAAAAUGACCAUCGGGCAGCAGGAAUUUGGCCGCGCCGGUCUGCCGGACCUGAGCACCAUGACCGAAGAGGAGCAGAUAGCCUAUGCUAUGCAGAUGUCUCUUCAGGGAGCUGAGUUUGGGCAAGGAGAGUCGGUGGAGGGGGAGAGCUCGGCUGACAUGGACACGUCGGAGCCCACCAAGGAAGAAGACGAUUAUGAUGUGAUGCAGGAUCCUGAAUUCCUGCAGAGUGUUUUGGAAAACCUGCCAGGGGUGGACCCCAACAACGAGGCCAUCCGCAACGCUAUGGGCUCGCUGGCCUCGCAGGGCUCCAAAGAGAACAAGGAGAAAAAGGAGGAAGAGAAGAAAUGAGCGGGGGGGGGAGAGGGGACUGAGUCCCUCCUUGUCCUUGUGUCCACACACCUGCAUCCAGGUUGUGUGGCCUGGUAGCGUUCGGUUUCCAUAAUGUUUCUGGGCUGUCUGUCUCUGCAGGGACGUGGGAUCCCGGGGGUGGGUGGGGUCCUUUUCGCAUUUUGCUUCUGGUUCAACAGUUAAUAAAACCCUUAAAUUUUCUCCCUA